GCCCUUUACCUGUUUAUUAUAAAUCUACCUGUAUAAUUAUAUAUCCCCAAUACAAAUGAGUAUUCCUUAGUACACUCAAAGUUAAAUUAUUUUAACGCUUCUUACGUCAAUAACUUUCUAAAACAAAUCACGGAUUUACUUUGUUUCCGUAUUGUUGGCUGCCAACAGUUGGCAACAAGUUUUAAUUGUUAUGUUGUUUAGGUUAUAUACGUGGAGGUUUUCGAUUUAUUAACAAUUUUUAAGUGGUUUUCUGUGAAAAAUGGCUCCUACAAGAAAGCAUAUAGAUGAUAUAUUAGCUAGGGUUAAUUUUCCUUUGUACACAAUACAAAUGCUGUCAAACAGACAUGUUCUAGUCGGAGGCGGAGGAGGUUCUUCGAAAACUGGCGUAGCAAAUGGAUUUGAAAUAUUUGAAAUAGCCCAUGAUGGGAAAAAAUUUAUUGCUGAAGAGGUGACCAGACACGAAACAGGACCCAGUGUUGUUAUGAAUUGCUCAUCGUACAGUAACAGUAAACAUUCCUACUUAGUGGCAGGCCAAGAAAGUCAUUGUCAGUUAUACAGUGUUGAUAGUGUUCUAGUCAGAGAUGAAGAUAAUGUGGAAAAUGUUGGUGAAAAUCACACAGAAGUGAGGCAACGUAAAGCAAAACCUAAAGAACAAACAGACAAUAACAGAAAUGUGAAAAAGAGAUUAAAGUUUAAUAUCAAGCCUAUGGACAGUGUGCAGACUGAUUUUAAUGGACAGGAACCUUUGUUGAGAGUUAUGCGGAUAGGGCACAAUGGAAAAAUGCUGGCAACUGGUGGUACAGAUAAUACAAUUAAACUAUGGAAAUUCCCUAACUUAGAGCCCCUAGCAACAUUAAAAGCCCACGAAAAAGAAAUUGAUGACAUAGAUUUUAGCCAUCAUGGUAAUUUUUUAAUAACUGUUGCAAAAGACGGUUUGGCAGUAUUAUGGGAUAGUUUAAAGGGUAAAGAACUUAAUAGGCUGGAAUGGAAACAACCUGAGGGAUCAAAAUAUUUAUACAAAAGAUGCAGGUUUGGCCUUAUCGAGGGGUUGGACGAGAAAAGGUCUGCUCUGUACAUGCUGGCAAAUCCCACAGGCGUGGCCAGAAAGCAAAAAUCCUACCUGCAACAAUGGUUGGCCGAAGGUGGCCACCUGAAAAAUUCCAUCGAGUUCGAUGAAAGUUUGAGCGCGUUGGCUGUGAGAGACGACGGCAGAUUCGUAGCCGUCGGUACGAUGUUCAGCGGGUCUGUGUCCAUACACGCUGCAUUUAGCUUGCAGAAAGUUUUAAACAUUUCUGGGGCACAUUCCAUGUUCGUUACGGGUUUAGAAUUUUUACCGGUAUCGCAAGAUAAUCAUACAGCUACAAGUGUAGCUGAAGCUGCAGUUUUAUCAAUUUCUGUUGAUAACCAUGUUUGCAUACACACAUUGCCAUUUAGAAAAACAAUGCCAGCCUGGAUUGGAAUACUCAUUUUAGUUUGUACAUUAUUUAUGACUUUUGUAUUUUGUUCCUAUUUACGUAUAUAAUUUGUUAUUAAAUUAUUUAUUACUGUAUUAUAUGGUUUUUGUACAAAAUCGGUCCAUAGGAUUAAAUAAAUCAACACAAUACACUUUAAAA
Molecule: messenger RNA, 1613 nt
Organism: Brassicogethes aeneus
Lineage: Eukaryota; Metazoa; Arthropoda; Insecta; Coleoptera; Nitidulidae
Source: the annotation of a GenBank genome assembly